This is a messenger RNA of Rhinocladiella mackenziei CBS 650.93, 432 nucleotides long. RefSeq lists its product as uncharacterized. The coding region runs from base 1 to 432 and encodes 143 amino acids. The record is from RefSeq and is a predicted model, not a curated record. NCBI's taxonomy places the organism in Eukaryota, Fungi, Ascomycota, Eurotiomycetes, Chaetothyriales, Herpotrichiellaceae. The transcript has a single exon.
AUGGCAUCUUCAACGGCGAGAUCUACAGCAAAACCCUUCCUCAUGUUCCAGAAUGGCCAAGCAUCCUCUGCCAUCAGCUUCUACAUCUCCACCAUCCCCCACUCGCACAUUAUAUCCCUGGACCACUACGUUUCGGGUGAAGCUGGUGCGGAAGGAACAGUGAAGAUGGCCAAGGUCUCCAUCGCUGGCCUGGAAGUUAUGAUCAUUGACAGCGCCGUCAAGCAUGACUUUGACUUCACCCCUUCAAUGUCCUUUUUUGUGGAUUUCAAGGACGAAGAGGAGGUCGAAAAGGUCUACAAUAGUCUUCUGGAGGGCCAAGGGGAUGGAGGAAAAGGAAAAGUGAUGAUGCCGCUGGACGGCUAUUGGUUCAGUCGGAAGUUUGCAUGGGUUCAGGAUCGGUGGGGAGUCAGUUGGCAGCUUAAUCUGGAAUGA